AUGGAUCCCUCCAAGAAGAAACGUCUCCUUUUUGUGCAUUCCACCGGACCGACACAUGUUCACGGCCGUGAUAAGACUAGCAGGGCCAAGAUCCGUCGUCAUGUCAUGGAAGACAUUGGAAAAUCACGACGCAAGCCCCGGCGAAAUCCGCAGUUCAUGAUCAAAAUGCCCUUCUGGAGCCAGGAUCCGCUCAGCGUGCUCGAGCAACAGUGGGGAAUGGACGCGUUCUCGGCCUACGGAAUCACUUUGUUGGGUUCUGAAGGCAAAAGGUUUUUGGGCAAUGCCGAUGCAUUGACUCCUGAGGGGUUCUCGUUCCCUUUUGCCUUUACCUCGUCCGCAUUCCUCCGUCAUUUCAAGGCCAUCUUUUCCGACCAGUCUAUACUCAAAGCAAUCCAUCGUCAAUCAUCUGCGAGGAUCAAGGUCGUGGCAUUAGAACGCGCCUUGGAGACCAUCACAUGCAUCGAAGCGGCCAUGGCCAGUCCCAGCUUUGAUCCAGCGAUUGGGGACCGCGUCUUCUAUGCCAUCUUGUCCAUCAUCUGCUAUAAUCUCUUGGAGAUGGACUUGGAUCAAGCACGCGUUCAUUUAGAGGGCCUCAGCUUGCUGAUUGCUGCUCGAGGCGGCAUGAAAUCUCUAACGGGCAAUAACGAGCUGAGAUUGAUGAUAUUCUGGGUCGACGUCAUGACGUGCUUGCUCUUCGAUACCAGACCACGCUAUCCGCUGCCCCAGGAUCUCAUCCCUGCAAUGUCACAGACUGACCCAUCAAACGGUCUCCCGUUAUCACUCUUGAGAAUCAUGGCGGCGGUUGCUGACACGAGAGACUCGCAGCUGACUCACAUUCCAGCUUGUGUGACCGGAUUAAACGCAAUAGCUACCAUGAUCGAAUCAGAGCUGACUACGAGAGGGGAUUCCCUAUGGAAAGAUGAAAUCUUUCUGGGGCUACGAAUUAAUCCCCUCGCACAUCUUUUGUUCGACCACCCAAUACGAUCUACUAGGUUCUCAUCGCCCUUGGAUCAGACCCUGGCAUCAAUACGGCUAGGUGUCAUUGUUUGGAUCAUCUGCGUGAAACGUAUGUAUCGAUCAUGGCCCGGCUCUCGCAUGGCGUAUGUGCCUGAGUUGCUAGACUCUCUCAGCACACAGUCCAGCACCGCCUCGAAUACGUCGGAUGAUAUUCUUUCGGUGAACCUGUGGCUUAGUGUUCUUUGCGGGGUGGCAUCUUGUCACGGAUCGCGCGAACGGAAAGCGGUUGUCAGUUUGAUCGUAUAUAAUAUGCAACAACUAAACAACAAGGAAUGGAGCGAGAGCAUGAUGGAUGUACGGAAAAUGCCGUGGAUCAGCUCCUUCGAGGCACCCCUAGCUGAGGUGAGGCGUGACGUUCAAUGUCUCCGCGUCUUACAAUAA
This is a messenger RNA of Fusarium vanettenii 77-13-4, 1398 nucleotides long. RefSeq lists its product as uncharacterized. NCBI's taxonomy places the organism in Eukaryota, Fungi, Ascomycota, Sordariomycetes, Hypocreales, Nectriaceae. The transcript is spliced from 3 exons. The record is from RefSeq and is a predicted model, not a curated record. The coding region runs from base 1 to 1398 and encodes 465 amino acids.